This is a messenger RNA of Somion occarium, 2021 nucleotides long. The record is from the annotation of a GenBank genome assembly. Lineage: Eukaryota; Fungi; Basidiomycota; Agaricomycetes; Polyporales; Cerrenaceae.
UCACGAUCACGCUAGCAACUCAGAUAUGACCGAAUCACCUCCCGUGGAUGGCUAUAACUGACAUCUUGUCGACGAUUCGCGCAUUCGUCGAGGACUGUCGGUCAGGAUUGUCAUCUGUUUCGGGCCUUCUGGACUAGUGGCUUCUAAUCUGGACGGGACUUGGAGCUGGAUGACUCGCACCAUUCGUGAUGAUGUCUGGAGGCACCUCUCAGAAGUGCUCUCAGAAAUCAGAGACUUGCAGACCGUGCGAUCUGUAGCGACAUGUGCUCGUGUGAACUUUUCGCUAGCGUCUUUGGCACAAUUCGAGGCAAUAGUUAGGGAACAUUUGCCCACGUUGUUGGAUAAGGGUAUAUUGAAGGCGCAACAGGAAGUUUCUUAGGAUGAUUGUCACUUCUGGACGCGUGUGGUACUCCAGAGUUGUAUCCCAGUCCGUUCUCCUUCUAAUCACCCCCGUUUGCGAUUUCGACUUCGAUCGCCACGCCGGAAUGCAAUAGUGCGAAGUCCUCGGAGUAUAUAAAAUCCUGAAGGUGUCCUCUAUUUCUUGACUCUUCGUUUACGGCCAUGGAUACUUCAUUCACUGAGCUGGAUCAACUAGUAUCUCUCAUUUCUACCUCCGUUGCAGAUUUGAAAGCUGAAUACGUUCGUCUUCAUGAGCCGCUUCCGAGCUUGGACGAUGUUCGAAAGUAUCCGUUUGAUUCAAAGCACCCUCCUAAAGGACUGCAGCAAGCUGUCCUGGUCAUUCAAGGUGCCUGUGCCCAGCUUUCCGCUCUUGUUGCACCACCACAGCACACGAUUACUAUCAGAGGCAUGGACUUCCUUACUUCAGCAUGUCUCAAUGUCGCCGUCAAUGCCAAAGUGGCAGACCAUCUGCUCGACAAUAUUGAUGGUCUCCACGUCUCCAAACUUGCAGCGUUAACUGGCAUAGGACAAGUCAAUCUUUCCCGAGUCCUUCGUUUGCUCGCGACAAAGCAUAUAUUCAGAGAAGUUUCACACAAUGUCUUUGCAAACAACCGUCUUAGUAUCACCCUACUUUCGUACAGUCCCAUGAGUUCCCUCACCGGAUUAUGCACGGACGAAAUCCUGCAUUCGUCGACAGCGCUCUACGAAACAAUCACAGAUCCAGACCCAGACAAUAAUCUAACGGCAUGGAGUCGCUCAAUGAAGUAUCCAGGGCCUGUAUGGGAGUGGUAUCAGAAGGUAGACCCUGCUCGUGCUAAGCGCUUCGGUUCAGCUAUGACUGGAUUCAGUUCCGUUGUGACCUUCGAAUCGACUUUGUACGGCUUCCCCUGGAAAACCCAACCGUUGGGUACCAAGGUCUGCGAUCUAGGUGGAGGUGUAGGGCAUGUCAGUAUGCACCUCGCGAAGGCAUGCCCUCAGUUGCACAUCGUGCUUCAAGACCUUCCACACACAAUCGAGCAAGCAAAGCCUCUUUGGCAAGAGAAUGCGUCGGAUAUCUUCUGUGGACAACGUGUAGAGUUUGUUCCUAUUGAUUUCCUGAAGGGAAGCCCUGUCUCCGGAUGUGAUUUUUACUUCAUGAAGAACGUGAUACAUAACUGGUCCGACGGUGAUACAAAUAUCAUAUUCUCGAAUAUCAAGCAGGCUAUGAAAUCUACGUCAAGACUUUUAAUACAGGAAUUCGUCAUACAACAUGUGUCUCGCGAAGCAGCGCCGGGAAAGCCAGAUUCCAAUGACACUUCUAAGGUGGAUUUGCCAAACCUCUUGCAUGGAUUUAUAUCAUGUCCCUCUCCACAGGCACCAGAGCCACUUCUACCCAACUACGGAGAAGGACGUAUCUUACCUUAUUAUCUAGACAUUGCUAUGAUGAGUUUCAUCAAUAGUAAAGAACGUACUUUAGAUGAGUACCGAGAGCUAGGGAAAUACUCUGGCUUCGAACUCGUGAAGGUCUGGGAUUGUGGUGAAACAGAUAUCAUUGAGUACAAGCCUGUAGACUGAACAAUCGCAGUUUUAAAUCACAAAACAGAAUAUAUAUCCAUUUCGCCGGUGAUACAUGAUUUGUCACU